Anolis sagrei ordinatus is the source of this 2518-nucleotide messenger RNA. Its product is annotated as zinc finger protein 431-like. The record is from RefSeq and is a predicted model, not a curated record. Gene Ontology annotation, biological process: regulation of DNA-templated transcription. Gene Ontology annotation, cellular component: nucleus. NCBI's taxonomy places the organism in Eukaryota, Metazoa, Chordata, Lepidosauria, Squamata, Anolidae.
UUCCUUCCUUUCUAGGAAGACUCAUUCUCACUGCUCCUGGGAGGACUCAAAGGACAGAAGUGGCCUCUCUCUCUCUUUCUCCCGAUUGUUGAAAAGGAAAGGGUCGAUCUCAGGUGUACAUAAGUCUAGAGCUGGCCUUCCUGGUCUCCAAUGAAAGGAAAAGACUCCACUGAAUUUGUCCUCCAUGGAAGAAACAGCCACCUUCAGACAGGUGACCUUUGGGGAUGUGGCUCUCUAUUUCACUGAGGAGGAAUGGGAACUCUUGGAUCAAAACCAAAGAUCUUGGUAUUAUGCGGUCAUGAUGGAAAACUACGAGAAUGUGUCCUUCUUGAGAGACAACUGGCACGAAACCCAAGCAAGCAGGCACAAGCUGAGGCCCUCCAAACACCUCCAAACCCACUUGGGAAGGGAACAUCGUCCUGCCAAGCAUCAGUAUACGUGCACUAUGUGUGGAAAAUGUUUCCCCCAAUGGAUAAAGCUUAUUUUUCACAAGAAAGCCCAUAUUAGAAUGAAUAGUUUUAAAUGGGGAGUGUCCAGAAAACAUAGUGCGGGAGAUCUGCAGCUUGGGAACUGCACAGCGGAGGAAGCGUGCCGAGGCAAAGAGUGUGGAAAAGGUUUUGCUUCUAAUUCACAUCCCGCGAGCUACACAGGAACCCAAACAACAAAGCCACACUACAAAUGCCAAUACUGUGGGAAAGAUUUUGGUCACAAGUCAGACUUUGUGAGGCAUCAAAGAGUUCACACAGGAGAGAAACCCUACAAAUGCCAACAGUGUGGGAGAUGUUUUGCUCGGAAGUCGCACCUCGAGAGCCACUUCCGAAUCCACACAGGAGAGAAGCCAUACAAAUGCCGGCAGUGUGGGAAACGUUUUUCUCAGCAGGCAAACCUGGAAAGCCACCUGAGAGUCCACACUGGGGAGAAGCCAUACAAAUGCCGGGUGUGCGGGAAAAAAAUGUCUUGCUAUUCAAGUCUUGUAACUCAUAAGAGAAUCCACACAGGAGAGAAGCCAUACAGAUGCCCGCAGUGCAGCAAAUGCUUUGCUUACAAGUCGUACCUUGUGAAGCACCUGAGAUUCCACACAGGGGAGAAGCCAUACCGAUGUCAGCAAUGUGACAAAUAUUUUGCUACCCAUUCGCACCUUUGGGCUCAUCAGAAAACCCAUACAGGCGAGAAACCCUACAAAUGCAAGCAAUGUCAGAAAUGUUUCGUCCGCAAAUCAGUCCUUGUGACUCAUCUGAGAGUCCACACGGGAGAAAGACCCUACAGGUGUCAGCAGUGUGGGAAAGAUUUUGCGUGGCAUUCAAACCUUGUGGCUCACCAGAGAAUCCACGCGGGAGGGAAACCACAUAAAUGUCAGCAGUGUGGGAAAUCUUUUGCUCAGAAAACAUACCUUAAGCGUCACCAGAGAGUUCACACGGGAAAUAAAACACACAGAUGUCAGGAGUGUAGGAAAAAUUUUGCUCAUGGUUCAGCUCUUCGGAAACAUCAGAGAGUCCACUCGGGAGACAAACCGUACAGAUGCGAAACUAACGGGAAACCUCUUGCUCACAAGUCACACUUUGUGACUCACCAGAGAAUCCACAGAGGAGAGAAACCAUACAUAUGUCAGCAUUGUGGGAAAUGCUUUGCACGCAAAUCGGUCUUUGUGACUCAUCAGAAAACUCACACAGGAGAGAAACGGUACAGAUACCUGUAGCAUUUUGCUCAGAAUUCAACCCUUUAGAGCAGGUAUGGGCAAACCCAGGCCCGGGGGCUGGAUUCAGCUCCUUGGGCUCUUUUCUCGGGCCCUCCCCUCUCUCACCAUCCUUUCCUUCCUUCCUCUUUCUCUUUCCCUUCCACUCUUUCAUCCUUCCUUCCUCUUUCCUUCCUCCUUCCCUCCCUUCCUUCCCUCCUUCUUUCUCCCCUCCUUCUUCCUUCCCUUCCACCCUUUUGUCCUUCCUUCCCUUUCUCCCUCUCUCCUUCCUUCCCUUUUGUCUUUCCUUCCUUUUCUUUCUUCUCUCCUUCCUUCCUUCCCUCCCUCUUUCUCCAUUCCCUUCUACCAUUUUGUCUUUCCUUCCUCCUUUCCUUCUCUCCCUCCCUUCGUUCCAUCCACUUUCAUCUUUUCCUCCCUUUUGUCUUUCCUUUCUUCUCUUUCUUUCCUUCCUUCCUCCCUCCCUCUUUCUCCUUCCAUCCUUCCCUUCCACCCUUCCUUCCUUUCCUUUUGUCUUUCCUUCCUUUCUUUCCUUUGUCCUUCCCUUCCUUCCAUCCUUCUCUUCCUCCCUUCUCCUUUUCCUUCCUCUUUCUCUUCCAUCCUUCCCUUCCGCCCUUUUAUCCAUUUUCCUUCCCUUUUAUCUUUCUUUCCUUCCCUCUUUCCUCCCUCCUUCCCUCUCUUCCUCUUUCUCCUUCCUUCCUUCCCUUCCACCCUUUCAUCCUUCCUUAUCUUUCUUCCUUCUCUCCCUCUUUCUCCUCCCUUCCUUCCCUUUUGUCUUCCCUUCUCUUUCCUUUAUCCUUCCCUUCCUUCCAUCCUUCUCUUCCUGUC